AUGCACAUGAGUGUUAGCCCUCUCGUUCUCCUCCCCCUUACCAUUCUUGCCCCACUCGUAAGCGCAGUGCGCUACGCUGGGUUCGCUUCUACCGUCUCCUGCAGCGGGGCCAACUUCUUCUGCGACGAUGGAGGGGCGGUGUGCUGUUCUCUCCCCACUGGAUUUGGCUUUUCCGUCGAGUUCGACAACCUCCCAGCGGGUACCCAAGGCCAAGGAUACACGGGGGACACCUGCGGGGACUUCCUGUUCUCCGUCUUCGGUCCCGACACGAAGUGCUGGAACGGCGGAGGUGUCCGUGCUACGCACAUGAACUGGUUCCAUUCGCCCCAGAAUACCAGGCGCAACUUUCUCCCCGCCCGUGCGGACAACUCGACAUGCGCUCCCUCCGGCUUCACGUACCACGACGAGAGUAGCACGCAGAAGACCAUCCAGGUGCCUCUUGGCGAAGCGAACAUGGUGGCAGAGUCGUAUCACAAGAGGGAUUUUGCCAAGCUGGCCAGCUACGCCGUCUACUAG
This is a messenger RNA of Pleurotus ostreatus (oyster mushroom), 516 nucleotides long. RefSeq lists its product as uncharacterized. The transcript has a single exon. The record is from RefSeq and is a predicted model, not a curated record. The coding region runs from base 1 to 516 and encodes 171 amino acids. Lineage: Eukaryota; Fungi; Basidiomycota; Agaricomycetes; Agaricales; Pleurotaceae.